Molecule: messenger RNA, 1544 nt
Organism: Macadamia integrifolia
Lineage: Eukaryota; Viridiplantae; Streptophyta; Magnoliopsida; Proteales; Proteaceae
Product: DUF21 domain-containing protein At4g14240-like
Exons: 12
Coding region: 1-1263 (420 amino acids)
Biological process (GO): magnesium ion homeostasis
Cellular component (GO): intracellular membrane-bounded organelle
Source: RefSeq, a predicted model, not a curated record
AUGGAUCAAUCUUGGUUAAGAUUUGAAUGCAGUUUAACAUGUGAUGAUUUAUGUUGCUACUGCCUGCAGGCCCUUCCUAUAUGUUUGGAUAAGAUAUUCAAUCCAUUUGUUGCUAUUGUGUUGUCUGUGACUUUUGUUCUAGCUUUUGGGGAGGUUAUUCCCCAAGCAAUAUGCACAAGAUAUGGACUCGCUGUAGGUGCAAAUUUUGCGUGGCUUGUGCAUAUUUUGAUGUUAGUGUGCUAUCCAAUUGCUUAUCCUAUUGGGAAGGUUUUGGAUUGGGUACUGGGACAUAAUGAAGCACUGUUUAGAAGGGCUCAAUUGAAAGCUCUUGUUUCCAUUCAUGGCCAAGAGGCUGGCAAGGGUGGUGAGCUGACUCAUGAUGAGACAACUAUUAUUAGUGGAGCUCUAGAUUUAACAGAAAAGACUGCUGAGGAAGCUAUGACACCAAUUGAAUCAACAUUUUCUUUGGAUGUCAAUUCUAAAUUAGACUGGGAAGCAAUUGGAAAAGUUCUUGCCCGAGGCCAUAGUAGAGUUCCUGUCUAUUCUGGAAAUCCGAAAAACAUUAUUGGACUCCUACUGGUUAAAAGUCUCCUAACAGUACGGGCUGAAACUGAGACCCCAGUCAGUGCUGUUUCCAUUCGGAGGAUUCCACGGGUUCCUGCAGAUAUGCCUCUUUAUGAUAUAUUGAACGAGUUUCAGAAAGGAAGCAGUCACAUGGCAGCUGUUGUAAAGGCUAGAGGGAGAAAUAAAAAUCCUCCACCUAUUGGUGAUGGAGAACAACUUGAUGAAAACAAAUUCAUUGGCGGGAAGUCCAAAUUAACUACUCCCUUACUAAAUAAGCAGGAUGAAAAAUUAGAAAGCAUAGUUGUUGAUAUUGAAAAGGCUCCUCCUAGGCCAGUCAAUAUAAACAGGCAACAAAAUGAUGCAGCAACCAAUGGAUUGCCCCGCCUGUUAGAGGAUAUUGAAGAUGGAGAAGUCAUUGGAAUCAUCACCCUGGAGGAUGUAUUUGAAGAACUUUUGCAAGAGGAGAUUGUAGAUGAGACGGACGAAUAUGUUGAUGUACAUAAAAGGAUACGUGUGGCUGCAGCUGCUGCUGCUUCAUCGGUGGCACGGGCGCCAUCAUAUCGGAGAUUAAUUAAUCAGAAGGGAGCAGGAGCCCAAACUAAGCAAGGACAGACACCGAAGAAAUUGGCUGAGGAUGAUCCAAAUUCAACAAGAAUACUAGGGAGUCUUGGGGAGCCACUUCUUGUGAACAAGAGAUGAAUAUUUGACACGGAUGAACCAGUGGUUUUCUCUGUACUGAGUGAGCUUUAAAAUUUGUUGUAAUUUUGUCAUGUGGGAUAGAAUUCUUACGCACAUAGUUUUUGGUAAUGUUUUCUUCUUGGCUUUCAAAAUGUAUUCUUCUUGAGAUCUGGAAAUAAGGGCUUUUAUUUAUCUUGCAAUUUAAAUUAAUUAGCUCAAUUUAGUUAUGCUUCUUCUGGUUGGAUGUAAAACCUUGUGAAGGAUCAAUAGUAUAGUAGAAAAGUGUAAAUUUGUUUGUAAAA